This is a messenger RNA of Symbiodinium sp. CCMP2592, 1464 nucleotides long. Lineage: Eukaryota; Dinophyceae; Suessiales; Symbiodiniaceae. The record is from the annotation of a GenBank genome assembly.
AUGGAUGGCAUCUUCCCCGCCGCAAAGCAAGCCCCGCUACGCAGGCCGGGCAAAUUCGCUCGACGAACGCAGCGGAAGGCCUCCGGUCCACAGCAGCUUCGUAUCUGCAAGUUGAGCGGGGAAGUCGUAGCUAAAACAAACACACAUCGACAUAGAACGCCGAUGGACCUGCUUACGUACUUAGAGCCCGUUUGCGGCGUUUCCAAGUACAGGAUCAGGCUACUUCAAGACGGGCAGAGGCUUCGAAAGAAUGGCGUUCGGCGCUUCUCUUCCGCGGAGGAUUUGCAGGUAGUCCUCCUGCCCUACGUGCGGACCAACAGCAAUAGCCAAGUCUCCCGAAACCUCCGAGAAGCUCUCUACGAGCAAGACACGGCAAAAUUGAAGAAAUUGCUUUGGCGACCGGUUGAUCCAAACACAACCUUUCCCCGAUACCUCCCGCGUCCUAUCACAGCAUUGGAGUUUGCGUUGCUGAACCAGGGACCACGCACGAAAACGGUUCUGUUGACGCUGCUAGAAGCCAAAGCAGCUCCUGACCGGCCCGAAAACCAAGGGAUGCUCUGCACGGCACUGAAGCACGGAGAAGACGAAUGCGUGCGACUGCUGCUAAAGCAUCGGGCCGACCCGAACGGUUCCAAGAACCGAAUAAUGCCCAUAGACAUAGCAUGCCAGCGUCGUCCCGAGCAAGGGUCAUUUCAGCGUGAAGCGCCCAAGACAGUAGCCAUGUUGCUGUCAGCAAAAGCAGACGUACAGCCCAUGCUUCGGGAUGCCAACAGCUGGGCCAUGCAACCAACCCCAAGGGAUUAUCUAGAUUACAUACAUCCUCGCACGCUCGCCAGCACCGUAUCCUUGGUGCGUGCUGCAGUGAUGCACGCAAACCCGACGUUCAUGCAGCAACUCGUCCAGACUGCCGAAAACGCGAAUGUUUGCAUCCUGCCCGCAUGCCUCUGCAGCGCAGCCUACGGAGGCAACGAGCACGCCGUACUCUGGCUUCUGAACGCGCAAGCCGCAGUGGACUCGCACAUCUGCCACCUCGUGCUGAAGGGAGCUCAUCAACUCCUCUUCAGCGUCCAUGCUCGCCGCACAGCCCUCGCCCUGGCUGCGGGCAGAGGUCACUGCGGAAUAGUCGCAAUGCUGCUCCGAGCCAGAGCGGAUCCGAAUACAAGACUGGACGGACAGACGGCCUUGUUGCAAGCUGCAGCACACGGAGCUCCCGAAACAGUGGUGUGCUCAAUCUUGAAAGCUGCCGGAGAAGUAAACCGAGAGGACAGCUUUGGCCGCACCGCUCUCAGACUCGCUUUGCUUUACAGAAAGCCGCCAGAUUUGCAGGUCGUUCAGGCGCUGUUGCAAGCCAAAGCCGACAAACAGCACAGAGACCAAUUCGGCAGAAGCCCUCUCAGCAUUGCAGCUCAGAAACUCGACGGCGCACUCCUGAAUCUGAUGCAAGACGAGGCGAUGCAGAAGUGA